GCUGGUUGGGGGAGGCACUCCUUUGCUCUCGUCUGCUCGGCGUCCGCCUGUUUGUAUCUCGCUUUUUCUCUUCCUGUUGAAUUUCCCAGUUUGUUUGAGGCCGGACUGGAACUCCGUGCUCCGCCCCAUGGUUAAUAACACCGAGCCUGGAAGGACUCCUCGAGCUACCGACAAUACAUUGGGAAAAACUCCCCAUAUACUCCACCUUGGAAUUCCAUUCUCGGUUGAAAAGGAGGAGGGGGAGAAAUCGACGACGUGACCGACUGGAUGGCUCUCCAGUCGUCUUAGUCAACUCUCGGUUCUCCGUAGCUAACCACCAACUGUCGCCGGAAUGACAUCCACCGUCACCUUGGAGGAUGCCCUCUCCAACGUGGACCUUCUGGAGGAGCUGCCGCUGCCUGACCAGCAGCCGUGCAUCGAGCCUCUGCCUUCAUCGGUCAUGUACCAGCCCAACUUCAACACAAACUUUGAGGACCGCAACGCCUUCGUCACGGGCAUCGCCCGAUACAUUGAGCAGGCCACCGUCCACUCCAGCAUGAAUGAAAUGCUGGAGGAGGGUCAGGAGUACGCGGUCAUGCUGUACACCUGGAGGAGCUGCUCACGCGCAAUCCCACAGGUGAAAUGCAACGAGCAGCCCAACCGAGUGGAGAUCUACGAGAAGACGGUGGAGGUGCUGGAGCCCGAAGUCACCAAGCUGAUGAACUUCAUGUACUUUCAGCGCACCGCCAUCGACCGCUUCUGCGGCGAGGUGCGCCGCCUGUGUCACACCGAGCGGCGCAAGGACUUUGUGUCCGAGGCCUACCUGCUCACGCUGGGGAAAUUCAUCAACAUGUUUGCCGUCCUGGAUGAGCUCAAGAACAUGAAGUGCAGCGUCAAGAAUGACCACUCGGCUUACAAGCGCGCUGCUCAGUUUCUCCGAAAAAUGUCAGAGCCCUCAUCUAUUCAGGAAUCCCAGAACUUGUCCAUGUUCCUGGCAAACCACAACAAAAUCACUCAGUCUUUGCAGCAGCAGCUGGAGGUGAUCAACGGCUACGAGGAGCUGCUGGCCGACAUCGUCAACCUGUGCGUGGAGUAUUACGACAACAAGAUGUAUCUGACCCCCGGCGAGAAGCACAUGCUGCUCAAAGUCAUGGGCUUUGGCUUGUACCUCAUGGAUGGAAACAGCAGCAACAUCUACAAGCUGGAUGCCAAGAAGAGGAUCAACCUGACCAAGAUUGAUAAGUUUUUCAAGCAACUCCAGGUGGUUCCUCUUUUUGGCGACAUGCAGAUCGAGUUGUCCAGGUACAUCAAGACAAGCGCUCACUUCGAGGAGAACAAAUCCAGGUGGACGUGCACGUCCAUCUCCAGCAGCCCUCAGUACAACAUCUGUGAGCAGAUGAUUCAGAUCCGCGAAGAUCACAUGCGCUUCAUCUCUGAGCUCGCCCGCUACAGCAACAGCGAGGUGGUGACGGGCUCAGGGCGUCAGGAGGCCCAGAAGACUGAUAUGGAGUACCGGAAGCUUUUCGACUUGGCCCUGCAGGGCAUGCAGCUCCUGUCGCAGUGGAGUGCUCAUGUCAUGGAAGUGUACUCCUGGAAACUGGUUCAUCCCACGGACAAGUACUCCAACAAGGAGUGCCCCGACAACGCCGAGGAAUACGAGCGCGCCACCCGAUACAACUACACCAGCGAGGAGAAGUUUGCCCUGGUGGAGGUGAUCGCCAUGAUAAAGGGGCUGCAGGUGCUGAUGGGCCGCAUGGAGAGCGUGUUCAACCACGCCAUCCGCCACACCAUCUACUCAGCCUUGCAGGACUUCUCGCAAGUGACGCUGCGUGACCCGCUCCGCCAGGCCAUCAAGAAGAAGAAGAACGUCAUCCAGAGUGUCCUCCAGGCCAUCCGGAAGACGGUGUGCGACUGGGAGACAGGCCGUGAGCCGCACAAUGACCCGGCCCUCCGUGGGGAAAAGGACCCCAAGGGCGGAUUCGACAUCAAGGUCCCUCGAAGAGCCGUGGGACCCUCCAGCACUCAGCUGUACAUGGUGAGGACCAUGCUUGAGUCCCUCAUCGCCGACAAAAGCGGCUCCAAGAAGACGCUGCGUAGCGGUCUAGAAGGCCCCACCAUCCUGGACAUCGAGAGGUUUCACCGCGAGUCCUUCUUCUACACCCACCUGCUGAACUUCAGCGACACCUUGCAGCACUGUUGCGACCUUUCCCAGCUGUGGUUCAGGGAGUUCUUCCUGGAGCUCACCAUGGGACGCAGGAUCCAGUUCCCCAUUGAGAUGUCCAUGCCUUGGAUUCUCACAGAUCACAUUUUGGAGACCAAGGAAUCUUCCAUGAUGGAAUAUGUGCUGUAUCCUCUGGAUUUGUACAACGACAGCGCCCACUAUGCCCUGACCAAGUUCAAGAAGCAGUUCCUCUAUGAUGAAAUAGAGGCCGAGGUGAACUUGUGCUUCGAUCAGUUUGUCUACAAGCUGGCCGAUCAGAUAUUUGCUUACUACAAGAUCCUCGCUGGAAGUCUGCUGCUGGACAAACGUUUGCGCGCUGACUGCAAGAACCAAGGCGCCAACAUUCCCUGGCCGGCCUCCAAUCGCUACGAGACCCUGCUGAAGCAGCGCCACGUGCAGCUCCUCGGCCGCUCCAUCGACUUGAACAGGCUUAUCACGCAGAGGGUCUCGGCGGCGUUGUACAAAUCCCUGGAGCUGGCCAUCAACCGCUUUGAGAGCGAGGACCUCACUUCAAUCCUGGAACUGGAAGGACUCCUGGAGAUCAACCGCCUGACGCACAAGCUCCUCUGCAAGUUCUUGACGCUGGAUAGCUUUGACGCCAUGUUCCGCGAGGCCAACCACAACGUGUCGGCGCCGUACGGCCGCAUCACGCUGCACGUGUUCUGGGAGCUCAACUAUGACUUUUUGCCCAACUACUGCUACAACGGCUCCACCAACAGGUUCGUGCGCACCGUCCUGCCUUUCUCUCAGGAGUUCCAGAGGGACAAGCCGCCCAACGCUCAACCCCAGUAUCUGUAUGGAUCCAAGACGCUGAACUUGACGUACAGCAGCAUUUUUAGUUGCUACCGCAACUUUGUGGGCCCGCCGCACAUCAAGGUCAUGUGCCGGCUGUUGGGCUACCAGGGCAUCGCAGUGGUAAUGGAGGAGCUGCUCAAGGUGGUCAAGAGCUUGCUCCAGGGCACCAUCAUGCAGUAUGUAAAGACCCUGAUGGAGGUGAUGCCCAAGAUCUGCCGGCUUCCCCGCCAUGAGUACGGCUCGCCAGGAAUCCUGGAGUUUUUCCACCACCAGCUGAAGGACAUUGUGGAGUAUGCUGAGCUCAAGACGGUUUGCUUCCAGAACCUGCGGGAGGUGGGCAACGCCCUCCUCUUCUGCCUACUCAGCGAGCAGAGUCUGUCGCAGGAGGAGGUUUGUGAUCUGCUGCAUGCGGCACCUUUCCAGAACAUUCUGCCCAGAGUCCACAUCAAAGAGGGGGAGCGCCUGGAUGCCAAGAUGAAGCGUCUGGAGGCCAAAUACACGGCGCUGCACAUGGUUCCUCUCAUUGAGCGUCUCGGCACGCCACAGCAAAUCGCCAUCGCUCGCGAGGGUGACCUGCUGACCAAGGAGCGACUUUGCUGCGGCCUGUCCAUGUUUGAGGUGAUCCUGGCGCGCGUGCGCGGCUUCCUGGAUGACCCCAUCUGGCGCGGCCCGCUCCCCAGCAACGGCGUCAUGCACGUGGACGAGUGCGUGGAGUUCCAUCGUCUGUGGAGCGCCAUGCAGUUUGUCUACUGCAUCCCCGUCGGCGCGCACGAAUUCACUGUCGAGCAGUGCUUCGGCGAUGGACUCCACUGGGCGGGCUGCUUGAUCAUCAGCCUGUUGGGCCAGCAGAGACGCUUUGACAUCCUCGACUUCAGCUACCACCUGCUCAAAGUGCAGAAGCACGACGGCAAGGACGAGCUCAUUAAGAGCGUCGCGCUGAAGAAAAUGGUGGACCGCAUCCGCAAGUUCCAAGUGCUCAACAACGAGAUCUUCGCCAUUCUGAAUAAGUACCUCAAGUCGAGCGACGGCGAGAACAUGCCGGUGGAGCACGUGCGCUGCUUCCAGCCGCCCAUCCACCAAUCACUGGCCAGCAGCUGAGUGCAAAAAUAUUACAAAUAUUCCCUUUUUUGGGUGGGGAGGGAGGGGGGGUACUCGGCUAGCAAAGACCAUUGAGUUUUAUUCCCACAAUAAAAUUUUUGUAUUCACAUGUGCCUUAUCGGGUUAAUAGAUUGUUUUAUACUUCUAGAUAAACUUUCUAAGAGAUUAAUAUUUAAAAGAUUUUGUGGUGUUGGUGGUGGUGAUGAAGAUGGAACAUUAGAAGUGCGGUGAAGUUUUGUUUUUCAUAUUUUGCAUGCCAACGCAUUUCUAUUGACUGUGCCUUGACUUUUAAUCAUCGUUUUAUUAUUUCAAUAAAUACUGUAUGUAACAAAUCUGUUGUUCAUCCACAGAGCUGCAUUUUUCUCUGAAAAAUUAAAAUCAAAGUUACUUUCAAGUAUCACGACAAUUUGUAGUGACAGUGAAACCUCAUGUUGAAUAUAAAUAUUUCCAGUGCAUGAAAACAGUUUAACCCUCCUAUGCUACGGAUCAAAUUGACCCAAAUAAGAAGGAAAAAAUAUGACAUUUCUGGUCACUUGAAUAAAAAUGCUUUGUUUCACAUACAGUAUUUUAAACUUGGCGAUCCGGUGAUACAGUGAACGUGUUCAUGGGUCAAUAUGACCCACCUGCCGCAUGAAUAAUUCAUGUACCAGGAGAAAUGAUUGGAAUUGAGUAGAGGGAGGGGGGAGUAAGUACACCCCUGAGUUUAAUCCCUUCUGUGACUGCACUUUGAUUUCAGAAUUUCUCAAAUUUACCCAUCGAAAUUUAUGGAAA
This is a messenger RNA of Hippocampus zosterae (dwarf seahorse), 4864 nucleotides long. RefSeq names its product cytoplasmic FMR1 interacting protein 1 (gene cyfip1). Gene Ontology annotation, biological process: regulation of actin filament polymerization; lamellipodium assembly; regulation of translation. Bases 332 to 4093 code for a protein of 1253 amino acids. NCBI's taxonomy places the organism in Eukaryota, Metazoa, Chordata, Actinopteri, Syngnathiformes, Syngnathidae. The record is from RefSeq and is a predicted model, not a curated record. Gene Ontology annotation, molecular function: RNA 7-methylguanosine cap binding; small GTPase binding. Gene Ontology annotation, cellular component: neuron projection; SCAR complex; synapse. The transcript is spliced from 31 exons.